CCCUAAUUUUGAAGAGCAAUGGGUGUGUGCAAGCUCGGGCAUGGAGGAGGGAGGAUGAAGCUCACGGCGAUCUGACAAAGGGCGAUUCGUCGACAAAUUUCUCGUUAUGGGGAUCACAAGGGCUCCGGAUUGAAUGCGUCGCAACUUGCGCCGAUCAUUGCAGCAGCAGCAGCAUCAGCGUAAUUAAUUGGGAGGCAAGGGGACGCUGCGCUCGAGGGAGGACGUGUGAGAAAAUGCGAGGGCCGACAACGGCGUUGCAUUUAUUGAGGAUCGCGCACGGAGACGAUGAGAAUGGGGGUGGUGCUGCCGAUGAUGCAGCUCCCACAUGGAGCCUGUACUAGAUUCUGCACUCGGGGAGGUUGUUCUCGCAGUACUCUCCUUCAUUCCUGUGCUCUGGCAUCUUCGUCGUCACUAAGCUUGUCCCGACUUCCGACGUCAGUGCGUAUAUUUGGGGUGCGGGGUUUGCGGGGUCGGUAGCUGAAUGGCCUUUGAAGCGUCUAUCUCGCGCGGCUUGGACCUGGAGGAUUCUUGGGAGCUGUGUUUGACACUUUCCCGUUGCGUUGCUAACUUGGGCAGUAAUUGUGUCCAAGUCAUGCUUAUCCGAUCGAGGAGUCGAAUUUCAUAAUCUGAGUUCGUAGCUGAUGUGUGAAGCUUAGGGGGUAAUGGCGACCACGACAACUUGGUAAUGUGGUGAAUGCGUCGGUUGAAGUAUGUUAGCCUUGGACAGCAAACAUUUUCAGAAUUUCACUCAGGUUGGAACGAACUGGUAUUUUUCGGGUUUCGCUCGAACUGAAACGAUACUUUAGUAGUAGUUCAAAGGAAGGAGGGUUACUGUUUUACGUGUGUUGGAAUUCAACCAGGAAAUGCUCAUUGAAGGUAAGUGCUUGCCGAAUGCCACAGUAAUAAUAUUAUUGUCUAAUGUGUAGCCAGAUGGAGGUGUACGCUAUAUUGGCAGGAGCAUGCACAUUACACGUUAUUGCAAAAUUUAUGCAGAAUACCCUGGAUACAUUUUAUUUAUUUUUAUUAAAAAAACCCCUAUAAAAACAAACAAAGGUGACGGGGAAGGGGAGGAGGAAGAAUAGAGGUGGUGGUGUUUAUGUGAAGGGGGUGCCACUUGCGUCCGAUCCCCAAAGCAUCGAUGCGCCGCCCAUGCCAUGCGCCUCGGCGUUGCAAGGCUAUGUAGACAAGAGCUAUGAUAGGCUUUACUUUUGGGCGAUAAUUUUGGCCAUCACUCGUGCGACCCAGCGUUGUGAUUAAUGAGGUAGCUUCAGACGCCGCCAGGGAGUCCCGGCGAGUAUAGGGAGCUGCAUAAUAGUGGUGGGUGACCUCUCCCGCGGCGGUCCAAUUUGCAGCAUAUCCAGCUCCCCAAUCUAAUUUUGCCAACAAGUACAUUGUCAAAGAUGAAGCAUGGAGCUUCCAUUCAGCUCUUGUCGUCGCAAGCACCGUGCACAGUCAUCAACAUUUGCGAAUCGUUCGACUCAGCUUCGGCAUGGUGAAGUGGACCCGAUUCACACGAGUCACAAAUUCAGGAGAGGCUGAAGUAAAUGCGCUGUGGUGAUUGAUCACAGCACCGAUCAUUGGGGAUGCCGAAAUUGGAAGAUUAGGUUUCAAAAUUAGGCGCAACGCCACAUGGACAGAAACAGGACAAAUCGGCAGAAUGUUGAGAAGGGUCUCGAAGGAUUUAUUGAUCGAGACCAUGGGAAUCUAGGAGCUACGAUUCGAGAUUUCAGCAAAACUUGCCAGUUGGCCACGUACAUUGUAACCCCCCUAAAAAUUGUAACCCCCUAGAACCCAAUCGUCGAUUCCGCGUUUGAAAUUCGACAACACUAGGUGGGGUUCAAGGCUAUUGAUCCCGAGGUCCGGUCCCUGGGGUCACGUUAGCUUCUGACGAGGAAGGCCGGUUUUGAAAAAGGGUCUUGCUGUGUGCUCGUGAUAAGAAGGCACUGUGGGCUUCUGUAGGGAUUCGCAUCGUUGGAUUCGCAUCAACCUUCAGUAGUUUUCUGUGAGGAGACAAGAUUGCAGAUCCGGGUGCAGGUGGUCUUGGUCUCUGAAACGGGCAAGGAAGCUUGUUCACAAUCUACACCUGGCUUUGUGUAUGCAUCGAAGAGUAGCCAAUGUUUACGAGGCUUAAUGGGAUUGGAGUUAGUUGUGGGAAGUAGACUCGAGAACUCUCACAUGACACGGGUUGCAAUUGAAACGUUUCAGAGUUUCUUGCUUGUGUGUUUAGCUUGUAUUUAACCGACGUCUUCUCGAAUUUAAGGAGCCGGAAGGGAAUUGAAGGCACCACUCCCUUCGUCUCUGGCCAUUUGAGGCUGUGUUGCUUGCCAGAAGAACGCACCCAUUGCGUGCUUAAUGUGGCGUUGUCUCCGUGAACGAUGCCGUUGCUUGGUUACGUUCCGCGCUCUUGCUGCUAAGCUUCACCCUCAGUGAGACUUUGAAGGAAAGAUCCAGCUGUUGUGCUGUAAGCACAAUGAAAGCUUCUCUCAUUCCAUUACGCAAGGAGACGUAAAUAUUUGGAGAGUAACGAGCGCUGCGGAAUGUCUUCUAUCCGAUAGCUGUCAGCGCUACUAUCAUCGUAGUACGCGCUCUCAAGCCAGCCCUUCGAAAUGUGUUUGUUGUUCGCAAGGAGUGGUCAUUAACUUGCAAGCAGUAGAUGCGAUAAUUUACCCUUGUGAGUAAACUCUCCAACAAUAAUAAUCUUCCUAUUACGAGAUUGUGGGGUCCGAUUUGCAAACUGGCUGGAGUGAAAACAAUGCUCAAGCCAUUUGGAGGUCUUUAGUGACUGGAUGAUUCUUGUUCUAGCAGCGUUACUAUCAGCAAAUCUUUGGAUUUGUGGCAGCCAUGUCGCCAUUUAUGGAUUUGGCUCCAGAACGCAAAUCGAAUGGAGUGGUGCCUAAGGUCGAGCAGCGAGUUCCUUCAAAUUCCAGGAGCAUUGAAGCGAGUCGAUCUGAUAAGGGUUCCUCUGCGUGCAACGCAUCAAAGCCAGGAGAACCAAGAACCUCAGGCGGUGUUAUUUUUGAAGGCAUUGCGCUGACGGAGAACGGUUCAAUGAAGAAGAAGAGGACUUCGAAGUUCCUCAUUAAGCAGUUUGGAAUUAUUGAUAAACCUGCUGAUGGAAGCCUCCGGCGGAACCUUGAGCUUGUAGGCAAAGACUAUGUAUUCACCGUUUCGGAACCCAGAACCGUGUCUAACACUUACGUUUCAGUGCAAUCAGACGCAAAUUCUGAGGAUGCUGCUGAUCAGGAUGGAAUCGGGCUGGGAUCGGAAUUCACAAAACCUUUUGUUGACUCCGUAGUUGCUCUCGCAGACUCUGCUGUAGGAAAGCAUCUGAAUGUGGCUAAAGCGACGCCCAUAGAUUACAGAUUUACAAAUCGGGGGUGUGUGGAGAAACAUCGCUGGAAUGUGGCGAAGCUGCCCAUCGAGUUGGAUUUUAGGCAAGAAGAACGUGGGGUUGGAGGAGGAGAGGUGCCUGUAGAUUCUGAAACGAAGUGCUCACCGAGGAAUUCAUUACGAGUAGGACUGCAUUCAAACUCAGGUAAUCAUUCUUCGUCUGAGGAAAGGUCGCCGACUGGCUCAGAGAGGUUAUCUUUCAGUCAAGGUGGCAGUCCUCGCUCAGAGGGGUCUGUCUUGUCAAUUCCGGAGACGGUCAUGUCCAGCCCCGAACAUGGAGUUUACAGUGACGGCAGCGUUCAGUCGCACUCUAGGAUGAGUCCCUCAAGCGUGGUCGAGUGGUCAAGCCAGUCUUUCGAAACUCGUGGAGAACUUGGCAUUGGUAGGUUGACAUCCAGGGAGGAUCGAAUCAUCACCGGAAAUUUGCGUCGCUCAAGUCUAACGAAUGUCCAACCGCCCACUCAGUGUGAAACCCAAGCACUUGACAACGGUGCAGAUGGCUUGGACUCUCGAGCAGAGAUACAUCACGAAACAACUUCUGCAAGCUCAGAGUCGUCCGUAUCCCGACGUUCUUUAUGCUGUCGAUCUGGGGAAUGGGUGUCCGAGGAUGAGGAUUCAGACGGCGUGUCAAAUCACGAACGUAGGGCUAAACAUCGAAGUGAUGCAAGUUACUCUAGCUAUUCAUCUUAUCAUGGAUCCCAAUCUAGAUCUCGGUCUACUUCUUCUUCUUCUACUACUACUACUUCAGGUUCUAGUAGUAGCAGAGGUUACGCAGAAUGCUAUGAUCGCAAACCGAAUGGUUCAAGCAUGGCCAAAUUCACUUUUCCAAGUCGUCGCACGUCGAAAUGGCGCGAUGGAAACUCCGAAGCUAGCCCCAGGAUAGCGGCUCAACCCCGCAAACACAGAAACAAGAAAGGCCGUGAAGGCGGUACUCAAAGCCACUCAUGCGAAGUUGACGACAUGGCUAUAUCACUGGAUUCAAUCACUCCCCAGGAAGCUACAGCAGUGUUCCAUGACGAGGUGGCUCGAAUGAUGCUUGAAGAAGGGCAGGACUGUGGUGAAGCGCAUGACGUCGAGGAGUUUCUCCAAGGAUAUAUGAGCUUACGGUCGCCCUUCUAUCUGUCCAUGGUAGACAAUUUUUUUAGAGCUGUGUGUGUGGAUUGUUAUAAACGACCCUUGGAGCUUCCGGUUGGCGCCACACCUCGCAUUCGCAACAGAUCGGGGUCCUCCCUCAUCUCCAAAUCCUUGAGACGAGAACGCAGGCUCGCUGCUUCGACAGGUUGAGCAGCAUGUCUUGAUUCUACUCGGGAGAGUUUUCAGGUGCCUAGAAAACCAAGAGGACCGCUUCGGUCGAACCAUACCGAUGGGCCAUUGAGAACAGUAGCUUCCCAGACGUAUAAUUCAAGGACAAAGUGCUUGUACACAUAUAAUUUCCUCGUUUAAUCCAUCAUCCAUCUCCUACCAAGCUUACAAACGUUGGCAUUGCAGCUCGGUGCUGUUUUUAAUUUUUGAAGGCAAGCAUGAUUACCAAGCAUGUGUGAGCAAUUGCAA
Molecule: messenger RNA, 4941 nt
Organism: Physcomitrium patens
Lineage: Eukaryota; Viridiplantae; Streptophyta; Bryopsida; Funariales; Funariaceae
Biological process (GO): negative regulation of DNA-templated transcription
Source: RefSeq, a predicted model, not a curated record